AUGUCUGCCCGUUUGUUUCACCAGCACCCGUUGCAGCGGCUCUCGAGCCCUUCCAGGGGCCUUUCGGCUCUAGUUCACGCAUAUGGCUGGCAUUUCCAGUAUUUGACUGUCAUUGGUCUGGCGUUAUCUACUUUGACCUUUGCUGUUGCCUUGUUAGCAGAUAUUACCUUGUCUCGGCGCCUAUUUCUGGUCAAAAACCUACUGUCAAUAUGCAGUGCCCCAAUGGAGGUUCUGAUCAGCAUUCUGUACUGGGGGCUUCGAGUGAUCGAUGAGCGAUUAGUGGUACCUGAUUGGGCCGUGAUCCCACUCCAUGCGGAUAUUGGCUUCCAUGCAAUCCCAGCAUUGGUGAUGGUGGUGGAUUUACUUUUCCUGUCUCCUCCGUGGACCAUCACUGCUUUGCCCUCGCUAGGGCUCUCGGCAACCAUUGCUUUUGCCUAUUGGUUUUGGGUUGAGCAAUGCUUCUUGUACAAUGGAUGGUACCCAUACCCUAUUUUCGAACAACUGUCGACCGUGGGCCGUGUUGGGCUUUUCUCGCUCAGUGCUGCUGUGAUGGCGUUUAGUACUGUAACCAUUCAAUGGCUGUAUGGUCGAGUCAAUGGAUUUGGAACUGGUAUCCCGGCUCAAUCUCGCCCAGGCGAUAUUAAACGGAAAGAGGGUCUGUGA
Messenger RNA from Penicillium verhagenii, 663 nucleotides. RefSeq names its product androgen-induced gene 1 family protein. The record is from RefSeq and is a predicted model, not a curated record. The coding region runs from base 1 to 663 and encodes 220 amino acids. Gene Ontology annotation, cellular component: endomembrane system; membrane. The transcript has 4 exons. NCBI's taxonomy places the organism in Eukaryota, Fungi, Ascomycota, Eurotiomycetes, Eurotiales, Aspergillaceae.